Daldinia caldariorum is the source of this 1662-nucleotide messenger RNA. RefSeq lists its product as uncharacterized. Lineage: Eukaryota; Fungi; Ascomycota; Sordariomycetes; Xylariales; Hypoxylaceae. The record is from RefSeq and is a predicted model, not a curated record. Bases 387 to 1301 code for a protein of 304 amino acids. The transcript has 2 exons.
AUAUCAUGUAGUAGUUUUCCUAUCUUAUUCUAAUUCUAUGUUCCGACCACACCCCCCUUAUAAUAAAGUUACCUAGCUGCAUAUUUCGGCAAACCCUCAAAAUACAUGUAGUUAGCUCAUUACUUUUUUUGAGAUUUUCCCGAGAAAUGCGACCGCCGUGAAUUUCUUAUUGUUAAGGUUUUCUCCCCUAGCACAACUCCGUUCUUACUGUGUGCUACUUCCAUAAUGUUGUGAUGAUAUAUUUCGAAUAUUUCGUUUUUCGCAGUUGUGAACGCUUGGCUAUUGGCAUACUGCCCUCCAAUAUCAUCUUUUUUAACUCAAAUCCAAGCACUUCAUUCUGCCGAUGAAUUACGACGUGUGACAUCACCAUUAGCGUCGUCGCUAGAAUGGCGCCGACAAGCCACUCUAAAGUAAUUACGGCAAGCGAUACUCAGAAGCCGGCAGUACUUGUGCCCACGGCCAAACGUGCCUUGCGAAAGAGCACUUGUCCACAGCGAAGUUCUUUGCGUAGAGCUGUUCGAGAAAGUCUUCUUGACUUAUCAGCUGUCGCUACUAUUCCCACUCCUCCCCAUAGUCGCCAACCACUUUUUCUCCCCCCACCGACAUCAGCGCCGUCGACCACAGGAUUGGUCUCUAAUGCCACUGCACAGCGAAGCUCGUUGCGUCGAGCACUUAAAGAAAGCAUGCGCGAUGUCACCCCUAUCGGUAGUCUCGCCGCGAUAACACACUCUCCCCCACCAACCCUAUCGUUAACACCACCAAUAACCCCUGGCUUUAUAUCAGUCGAAAGCUCUCCCCAAUCAUCGCCAUCUUCGCUAGCAAACACGUCCACGAUGCCACCGGCGUCCUUACCAACACCAUCGCUCAUUCCCACCGAUACGAGGUCGCCGCUUAACUCAACUUCAACUCCUACUUCUAUCUCCCCGUUAUUGAGUAACAAGAAGCCGAGAAUAUCGCAGAAGCAACACCGAAAACAGUUAAGGGGAGGGUUGAAUUAUGCAGAUAUCAAGGGAAGUAAGAGUCUAGGAUGCACGAAACUUGAAAAGGGGUGUGAGCAAAGUGAACAUAUGGACGUGAUGGACAAGCCUGACACUAAUGGUGUCCCAACAUCGCGUAAGGGCUGGUACCAUGUGCGAUCCAUCAUCAACGAGGCUCACGACGUAAGAGGUCGUCUUAUCUACUUCGUCGACUGGGAAGGUCAAGACCCUCGCACUGGUAUCGGCUGGCCGGGAUCCUGGGUUAAUUCAAAGAACGUCUCGGAAGCUGCGAUUCGCGAGUGGCGGAAUAAGCAAAACAAAUAGGCCAUUUUAUAAUGAUUAGGAGGAAACCAAGAAAUCAGAAGGAUGGGUGACGAAAUCAAUACGCAAGCCUUCUUGCAUUAUCACCGGACAAAUACCCACGUUGAUCAUGCCAUCCACCUCUUGCUUUCGGCCAACCGCCAAAGCCUCAAGGAAAGAUAUUAUUAUAAGGGGGGCGAUUUAUCAAAGAGGAAUUUACUGCGUAUCUUCAAAUGGCGAAAGACUUUCAUUUCUUACUCGAACAUGCUAGGUUAGCAUAUAACUAAACCGCUUUUUAAACAUGUAUCUUAGAUACAAAGAUUAAAGGAAUUAGUAGGGGAUUGCGAACAAACUGGCGAGUCCAUUAACCUGUGUUCUUACCAGG